Molecule: messenger RNA, 501 nt
Organism: Budorcas taxicolor (takin)
Lineage: Eukaryota; Metazoa; Chordata; Mammalia; Artiodactyla; Bovidae
Gene: AVP
Product: arginine vasopressin
Exons: 3
Coding region: 1-501 (166 amino acids)
Cellular component (GO): extracellular region; secretory granule
Molecular function (GO): neurohypophyseal hormone activity
Source: RefSeq, a predicted model, not a curated record
AUGCCUGACGCCACACUGCCCGCCUGCUUCCUCGGCCUGCUGGCCUUCACCUCCGCUUGCUACUUCCAGAACUGCCCAAGGGGCGGCAAGAGGGCCAUGUCCGACCUGGAGCUGAGACAGUGUCUCCCCUGCGGCCCCGGGGGCAAAGGCCGCUGCUUCGGGCCCAGCAUCUGCUGCGGGGACGAGCUGGGCUGCUUCGUGGGCACGGCCGAGGCGCUGCGCUGCCAAGAGGAGAACUACCUGCCGUCGCCCUGCCAGUCCGGCCAGAAGCCCUGCGGGAGCGGGGGCCGCUGCGCCGCCGCCGGCAUCUGCUGCAACGACGAGAGCUGCGUGACCGAGCCCGAGUGCCGGGAAGGUAUCGGCUUCCCCCGCCGCGUCCGCGCCCGCGACCGGAGCAACGCGACCCUGCUGGACGGGCCGAGCGGGGCCUUGUUGCUGCGGCUGGUGCAGCUGGCGGCGGCGCCGGAGCCCGCGGAGCCCGCCCAGCCCGGCGUCUACUGA